AUGGCAAGUUUAAUUUUCGGAGCGCUCUUGGCCCAAGGCGCUGCUGCGCUUCAGGAUUCAGUGUCCCUCCCACUGUCUCUCGCGUACGGCGAUGGAUCCAGCCAAGUCAUGACCACGUUCCGGAUGGGGCACCCGGAAGGGGAGCCUCUGAGCGUCGUCGCAGACACAGGUUCCGCAAACUUUUGGAUAUUCGGACCCAACGCCACUGUCAACUACGGCUCUCAAUAUCUCGGUGUCCCAGGCCCAUGCAAUGAGACCGCCUCUCCCUUCUACAACUACACCGCCUCGAACGCCGCCACCGCGCCCGAGGCAUUCGGCCCCGCCGAGUACGCCUACGGCGGCAACUCCAAAUUCAUCGACAGCACUUUCACCGUCAACGACACCGUCAACGCCGCCUUCCCCGACGCCUCUGAGAGCGUCGUCGGCGUCCGCGUUGCCGUUGCCGAGUCGGCCAUGUACCGCCAGUACGAUGACGGCAGCUGCGCGGGCCUUGACCACGAGACGGGUAUCCUGGGCCUGGCACCCUUCGCCAACACGACGACAGGCCCGUCGUUCCGCCAGGACCUGUUGGACCAAGGGACUGUGACGUCCAAGGUUUUGAGCAUGUGGUUCGAAGCGAACGAGGGCGCGGCGACGGCGCCGCUGAACGGGACCGCGCUGAUCGGCGCCGUCGACCACACCAAGUACAGUGGCGAGCUAGUGGAGCUGCCGCUGUUCAGCUCGCCGUCGAGUGUGGGCUACUUUGUCGGCGUGCCGAAAGUCACGAUCAACGGCGGUAUUGUAGCGCUGGAAAACAGUACCUCGGACUGUCUGAUCGACUCGGGGUCCAUCUUCGACACGCUCCCGUUCACGAACGAGACGGAGUUCCUUGAUGCUACGGGCCUGGUGGACCUGCAGGGCUUCAUCGCGUAUCCCUCGGCCUGCGACGACAUCCCGGCCAACGCGACGAUUGACUAUCUCUUUGAUGGUGCCAAGGACGGGGAGUCUGUUACUGUCAAGAUCCCGCUGCGGAACUAUGCCAAAGGCUCGGGAGACUUCCUUGGAGAAACUGAUAAGUGCGGAAUUCAGAUCCAGCAGGGUUACGAUGCGUGCACGCUUGCUGCGCCGUUCUUCACUGGAGCCUUCAUCACCGCAGACGACGAGGCCGGGACGUUUGCGGUCGCGCAAGGAGGACUGCGUGGGUCGUAUUCGGAGGAGAAAUAG
Messenger RNA from Anthostomella pinea, 1203 nucleotides. Lineage: Eukaryota; Fungi; Ascomycota; Sordariomycetes; Xylariales; Xylariaceae. The record is from the annotation of a GenBank genome assembly.